Camellia sinensis is the source of this 3387-nucleotide messenger RNA. Its product is annotated as DNA topoisomerase 1. Gene Ontology annotation, cellular component: chromosome; nucleolus. The record is from RefSeq and is a predicted model, not a curated record. Gene Ontology annotation, biological process: DNA replication; DNA topological change; chromosome segregation. Gene Ontology annotation, molecular function: DNA binding; DNA topoisomerase type I (single strand cut, ATP-independent) activity. NCBI's taxonomy places the organism in Eukaryota, Viridiplantae, Streptophyta, Magnoliopsida, Ericales, Theaceae.
GACCCAGAUUUCGGUGAAUGCCCACCCUUAAAACACAAAUACCGAGCCAUAUCUUGACGACGGCGUUCACUGAGAAAAAAAUUCCAAGGUCUCCGAUAGUCACCGAUCGCGUGACUCGCGCCAAUCAAUCCCAGCUUUCACUUCACCACCAAGAAAUUGAGGUGAUAUAUAUAUAUAUGCCAAUUGGACAAUGGCUGUUCAGACUUGUGCGAAACCAAAAAUGAUGAAUGCUUUUGAUGAUGAUGAUGACGAUGAUGCACCUUUAAUUUUCAAGAGAAGUAACACAGGAUCAAAGCAAAAUCAAUUGAACUUGGAAAAAAAUAACACGAAAUUGAACUUGGAAAAAAAUAAGUCAUCUUCUCAAAGGCAUGAUGGGCAGUCAGGGAAACAAGUAUCCGAAGUACGUUCUUCGAGCGGGCAUAACCCCGUUUCCCAGAAGGGUAAGCCGGUUGUGUCCUCUGAAGUACGUUCUCACAGUAGUCAGAACUCGAUUUCUCAAAAGGGUAAGCCGGUUAUGUCCUCCAAGGCAUCCCCGGUGAAAUCUCCAAUAGGAAGCCCGCAAGCUUCAACUUCAUCUGCCAAACUGUCUGCUGUAAAAUCUCCUUUGGCUAGCCCAAAAGCCUCAACUUCAUCUUCUAAGGCAUCGCCCGUGAAAUUGCCAGUGCCAAAUUCAAAAAUGUCAACUUCAGCAACGGGUCAAUUAAAACAUUCGUCACAACAGAAUACAACCUCUGCUAUUAUUAAGGAGGAGAAGCAGUCGAUUAAUUCUGCUGGUGAACCACAUUGUGAUUCUGAUGAUUCCGAAGAUGAUAAACCACUGAGCGCUAGGCUUUUUGCUGGAUUACCAAAGGGAAACUUGAAUCACGCCAACAAAGGGCCAAGCACUUCUAGUCCAGGUUCACCACUGCUUCAAAAACCCAGAGUCAAAACUGAAGACUCGGAUGAUGAAAUUCCUUUAUCAUCAAAGUUUCAGGUAAAGUCAAAUGCAGGACCAUCUACUAACAAAUCCCACGAGUUUGAUGACAAUAAACCUAUGGCAUUGAAACUUCAGCAAAAUGGUUAUACCAUGAAAGAUAACCAACUUAAGAAAUCUUCUACAGUGUUGAAUAAGAGACCUUUAGGUGAGGUCAAAUCUUCAAGUCAUUCUUCAUUUAAAAAGCCAAAGAUUGGUGAUGGAUCCUUGCCAAUCACUGGUAAACAAGUAUCUGUGAAAGCAGAAAAGGAAGCCGAUGAUUAUGAUCACGUUCCUAUUUCCGAGAGAUUGAAGAAGCCAAUUUCAUCAGGUAAUAAAUCAUUGGCUACAAAACAAAAAGCAACAAAAGUUGUUUCGUCUUCGUUCAAAAAAUCAAGUAAGAAUAAGAAACAGGUGAAAAAAUCAAUGUACUCUAAGUCAUCCAAGAUGCUCCCCAGCUCCGGCGAAGGGCAGAAAUGGACUACCUUGGUUCACAAUGGUGUCAUUUUCCCACCUCCAUAUAAGCCUCAUGGGGUUAAGAUGCUCUACAAGGGGAAGCCGGUUGAUUUGACUCCUGAACAAGAGGAGGUUGCAACAAUGUAUGCAGUGAUGUUAGAUACUGAUUAUAUGAACAAACCUACAUUCAAAGAGAAUUUUAUGAAUGACUGGAGAAAAAUACUUGGGAAAAACCAUGUAAUUCAGAGGUUGGAAGAUUGCAAUUUCACCCCAAUAUAUGAAUGGCAUCAAAGGGAAAAGGAGAAGAAGAAGCAAAUGAGUUCAGAAGAGAAGAAGGCCUUGAGAGAAGAAAAACUGAAACAAGAGGAAAAGUACAUGUGGGUUAGCCUUGAUGGUGUCAAAGAGAAGGUUGGAAACUUUAGAGUCGAACCGCCUGGGUUGUUUCGAGGCCGUGGGGAGCACCCAAAGAUGGGUAAGCUGAAAAAACGCAUUCGGCCUAGUGACAUUACUAUAAAUAUUGGAAAGGAUGCCCCAAUUCCAGAAUGCCCUAUUGCUGGUGAAAGCUGGAAAGAGAUAAGGCAUGACAAUACGGUUACAUGGCUAGCUUUUUGGAAUGAUCCAAUCAAUCCAAAAGAAUUCAAAUACGUGUUCUUGGCAGCUAGCAGUUCUUUGAAAGGGCAAAGUGAUAAGGAGAAAUAUGAGAAAGCAAGGCUUUUGAAGGACUACAUACAAGGCAUCAGAACAGCUUAUACUAAAGAUUUUACCAAUAAAGAUAUCACAAGGCGGCAAAUAGCUGUUGCUACCUAUCUUAUUGAUAAACUAGCUCUCAGGGCAGGCAAUGAGAAGGAUGACGAUGAAGCUGAUACUGUUGGUUGCUGCACAUUGAAAGUAGAAAAUGUAGAACCAGUACCCCCAAAUAUUUUGAAGUUUGACUUCCUCGGUAAAGAUUCAAUUAGAUACCAAAAUGAGGUUGAAGUUGAACUUCCUGUGUUUAGGGCAAUUCAGCAGUUCCGAACUGGAAAAAAAGGCGGUGAUGAUCUUUUUGACAAGCUGGAUACCAGUAAACUGAAUGCUCAUCUGAAGGAGCUCAUGCCUGGCCUCACAGCUAAAGUUUUCCGUACAUAUAAUGCAUCUAUCACUUUGGAUGAUAUGUUGAAUAGGGAAACUAAGGGUGGAGAUCUUGCCGAGAAAGUUGUUGUUUAUCAGCAUGCAAACAAGGAGGUUGCUAUCAUUUGUAAUCAUCAACGUACAGUCUCAAAGUCCCACUCUGCACAAAUGUCAAGGUUAAAUGAGAAGAUCGAUGAAUUAAAGGGCAUGCUAGAUGAGUUUAAAACAGAUUUGGCUCGGGCAAAGAAAGGGAAGCCCCCGUUGAAGGGUGCCGAUGGGAAGCCAAAGAAAAACCUGAACCCUGAAGCGUUGGAGAGGAAGAUUGCUCAAACCACUGCAAAGAUUGAGAAAAUGGAGCGGGACAAGGAGACCAAAGAAGAUUUGAAAACUGUGGCAUUGGGUACAUCAAAGAUCAACUACCUUGAUCCUAGAAUCACAGUUGCUUGGUGCAAGCGACAUGAAGUUCCAAUUGAGAAGAUUUUCAACAAGUCUCUUCUGGCAAAGUUUACAUGGGCAAUGGACGUUGAACCCAGCUACAGAUUCUGAGAUCUUAGUAGUCAGGUUAACCCGGGAUACUUUUCCUUCUCUACCCUCUCCCGCAGUGUCCCUUGUCUUUCUCCUUGCAAAAUAUUCCAAUUUUAUUCUACUGUUCCAGUGGGAAGUUCAUGUUGUAUCCAGCAUCUUCAUCAGAUUAUGGGGUGAGUUACCCUUCUUUUUUACCUUUUUCUCUUCUUUUUUUUCCCUUGAAAAUCUAACAUCAGUGCUAAGAAGCUGCGACAAGAAUUGUCUGCCCGGACUUUUUAGAUCUUCCAAUUAUGUAUGACUAACAUUUUCAACAUUUUGAAUACAUUAAAAAUCUUUUGAUUUUUUCA